Messenger RNA from Closterium sp. NIES-65, 3856 nucleotides. The record is from the annotation of a GenBank genome assembly. Lineage: Eukaryota; Viridiplantae; Streptophyta; Zygnematophyceae; Desmidiales; Closteriaceae.
GGCUGGUGUAGCGAUCUUUGAUCUUGAUUUUGAUGCUAUCCUUGCUGCUAUGUAUGCUGUGACUUAUAGUGAGGAGAAUGAGGGUUACCGGUGUUUCCAGCCCGACCCGGGCAUUGGUACUGCUGCGCUAGGUGCUUAUGAGGCUGCUGCUCUAGGUGCCAGUGCGUCUGCGCUCUCAGGUACUGGUGAGACUGCGCUCUCAGGUACUGCGUCGUCCUCGUCCUCCCUCACUUUCACACUUGACUCCGGGGCUUCUCGCUCCUUCUUUCGAGACCGCACUACCCUUACGCCGCUCGGCCGGCCGGUUGCAGUCUCCCUUGCUGACCCCUCUGGGGGUCCUGUCCUGUCUCACUUCUCCACUGUCCUCCCGUGUCCGGCUGCCCCUUCGGGCACCCUGUCUGGUGUGUACCUUCCCUCGUUUUCUACGAACUUGGUGAGUGGCGCGGACCUGCAGGAUGUGGGGGUUCACCAGUUCACUCCUGCGAGUCAGCGGGUGACCCACUGCACGGAGGCAAGCACAGGCCGACACCCUGGCCACGUGGCUGCGUCAGGACCUUCCUGUGUCCCCUGUGUCGAGGGUCGCCUCCGGGCUACUCCUCACUCCUCCCACUUCCCCCCGACAGAGGCUCCCCUGCAGACGCUUCACAUGGAUGUGUGGGGCCCAGCCCCCAUCCGUGGGCAGGGUCACGAGCGCUACUUCCUGUUGGUGGUUGACGAUUACUCGCGUUACACCACAGUCCUCCCCUUGCGCAGCAAGGGUGCGGUCACUGAGGUGCUGAUCAACUGGAUCCGCGAGGCUCGUCUCCAACUCAGGAAGAGCUUCGGCUCGGACUUUCCUGUUCUGCGUCUGCACUCGGACAGGAGGCGGAGAGUUCUCUUUCUCGCCUUCUGCGAGGACUACUGUCGUGCACGGGGGAUCCGCCAGACCUUCACGCUUCCGGACUCACCACAGCAAAAUGGGAUUGCUGAGCGCCGCAUUGGCAUGGUCAUGGAUGUCGCUCGUACGUCCAUGAUGCAUGCGGCUGCCCCCCAUUUUCUGUGGCCGUUUGCGGUGAGGUACGCGGCGCAUCAGCUCAACCUUCACCCCCGGGUCUCUCGGCCUGCGAUGUCCCCAGCCUUGCUGUGGACGGGGAAGGUUGGCGAUGCGUCUGUGUUUCGUGUCUGGGGAUCUCGGGCGUUUGUCCGCGACUUGUCUGCGGACAAGCUGUCCCCUCGUGCUGCUCCCUGUGUCUUCCUUGGCUUCCCCACUGACGCCCAGGGUGGCAGUUUUACCACCCCUCCUCUCAUCGUGUUCUGUCCUCCCAGGACGUCACGUUCGACGAGUGUGUCCCAGGUAGACGCCGUUGACCCGGUCGAGGUUACUGGUGACUCUGGUGCUGAGCCUGGGGGUGCUGACUCUGGGGGUGCUGUGCGCGGGGGUGCUGAGCCUGGGGGUGCUACUGCUGGGGGUGCUGGGCCUGGGGGUGCUACUGCGGAGGGUGCGGAGCCUGGGGGUGCUGAGCCGGGGGGUGCUGUGCCUGGAGCUGCUGAGUCUGGGGGUGCUGAGCUGGGAGUUGCUGAGCCUGGGGGUGCUGCGUCUGGAGCUGCUGAGCCUGGGGGUUUCUCCUGCUGCUUGCGUCUCGCCGCGAGCCCCUCUCUCCACAGGAGCUGCGCGAGUGGUUCGCUCGCCGCUGGAGGCGUGCUGCUGAGUCUGGAGGUGCUGCUGGAGCUGGAGCUGGAGCUUCUUCGACCGUCGAGGGUGCGGGUGCUGCCGGUCCCGGAGCUGCUGGACCUGCGGGUCCUCCUGGAGCUGGAGCUGCUGAGGGCGUUGGUGCUGAGCCUACUGCUGUUGGUCCUGCCGCUGGAGGUGUGGGUGGCGCUGGUGCUGUCGCUGAGGGUGCUGGUGCUGUCCCUGCUGAGUCUGGAGCUGCCGCGCGGCCUCGGCCGUACUUCGUUCCGCUCCUGCAGCAGGUUCUUGUCGGACUCUCUUCGUGCUGCCAGUCCUACUGUCACGCGUCUGCUUGCUACUGUCGUCACUGACCCCUCUUUUGAGUCCACUGCUGCGUCUGCUCUAGUCGCUAAGCUCGUCGACUUUGCUGCUCGCUGUCGUCUCGACUACGCUGCUAGUCUUGUUGCUGAGUCUGCGUCUGUCUGUCCUCCGUCCGUCGGGGGUGAGUGUGCUCUUAGCACGGACGUCCUAGAGGACAGGCAGGAGGAGUUCCAGUGUCUAGCGGCUGCUUCACCUCAUCUCGCGUCUGUACUGCUUGCCCCUGAGGGAGACCCGGAUGCACUAGACAUCCCGACUCCGCGUUCUUACGCGGAGGCCGUAGAGGGUCCCUACUCCUCUCAGUGGCAGGCAGUUAUGGAUGCAGAGAUGGCUUCCUGGAAGUCCACAGGCACCUACGUUGACGCGGUUCCCCCUCCUGGGGCGAACAUCGUCAGUGGCAUGUGGAUCUUCAGGGUGAAGCGGCCGCCGGGCUCUCCACCUGUCUUCAAGGCACGGUACGUUGCUCGUGGCUUCAGUCAGCGGCAGGGAGUUGACUACUUUCAGACCUUCUCUCCCACCCCGAAGAUGACUACUCUUCGGGUGCUGCUGCACAUAGCCGCUCUGCGCGACUACGAGCUUCACUCUCUCGACUUCAGCACUGCGUUCUUGCAGGGUAGCCUGCACGAGGAGAUCUGGCUUCGCCGUCCACCUGGCUUCACUGGGACUUUCCCUCCUGGCACCCAGUGGAGCCUCCGACGGCCAGUCUACGGUCUCCGCCAGGCACCGCGUGAGUGGCACGACACACUGAGGACUACGCUUGCGGCUCUUGGGUUUGCUCCUUCUACUUCUGACCCGUCGCUGUUUCUUCGCACCGACACUUCCCUGCCGCCGUUCUACAUCCUCGUGUACGUCGACGACUUGGUCUUUGCCACAGCGGACACUGCUGGACUCGCCUACGUGAAGUCCGAGCUGCUGAAGAGACACACGUGCACAGACCUGGGUGAACUGCGCAGCUACCUUGGCUUGCAGAUCACUCGGGACAGAGCUCGCCGCACCAUUACCUUGACUCAGUCACACAUGGUGCAGCAGGUCCUUCAGCGCUUCGGCUUCACGUACUCCUCGCCUCAGGCCACUCCUCUGCCUACUUGCCACUCACUCUCAGCUCUGCCUUCGGAUGAGUCCGUAGAGUCGAGUGGUCCGUAUGCAGAGCUUGUUGGCUGCCUCAUGUACCUGAUGACCUACACACGACCUGACCUUGCAUACCCUCUGAGCAUUCUUGCACGCUAUGUUGCUCCUGGGAGACACAGACCAGAGCACAUGGCUGCAGCGAAGAGGGUAUUGCGCUACCUGUGCAGUACGUCGGGCAUGGGGCUAGUGCUUGGAGGGCGGAGUCCAGUGGUCCUUACCGGCCACGCGGACGCUUCUUGGGCUGACGACCAGGCUACGCAGCGGUCGUCACAGGGUUACACCUUCAGCCUUGGUUCCGGCUCUGUCUCGUGGCGGUCUACUCGCUCGUCUUCGGUUCUCGGCUCCAGUUGUGAGGCUGAGAUCUACGCCGGGGCCAUGGCUGCACAGGAGCUUCGCUGGCUCACCUACCUGCUGACUGACCUUGGAGAGCCGCCUCGUUCUCCUCCCGUGCUGUACGUAGACAACAAGGCCAUGCUGGCUUUGUGUCGAGAGCAGCGCUUGGAGCACAGAACGAAGCACAUUGCUCUCCGCUACUUCCUUGCUCGUGAGCUGCAGCAGCGUGGUCAGUUGCGACUUGCGUUCGUGGCCUCUGAGGCCAACACUGCUGAUGUGUUCACCAAGGCACUCGCGCCUUGUGACCAUCAGCGCUUUUGCACACAGCUGGGUCUUGUGCCUGUCUUGCCUCACUUGCUCUCCUCUUGA